UGGGGAGGUGUUUGAGGCGCACUGCGGACUCGCGCUUGUUACGGUGUUGACCACCAGGUCCUGAGGCCUUGAAGGUAUCCAUCUCGCACUGCCGCAUCAAAUCCUCGUCCGUGAGGUAAAGCUGAGAUUCUUCAAGUCACCCACCGCCCAAACUCGAACGACUAUCUCCUCUCCGCCGCUGCCACCGCACCUCCGGCAGGCCCAGCAGACAUUGAAAACCCUUGAUUUGCCAGAGAGUAAUGGAGGAAAAAGAUAAUUUGGGUCGUUACAAAGUUGGGUCUUUGCCAACUCUCUUCUACGUUCCUGACUUCAUAACGGACAGUGACCAAAGCCUUCUUCUAAACAACAUUUAUGAAACCCCUGCAUCAAAGUGGAAGAUGUUAAAGAAUAGAAGGCUACAGAAUUGGGGUGGUGUUGUCCACGAGAAGGGCCUUCUACCUCAAGUUUUGCCUCCAUGGUUAACAAAUCUCACACAAAAAAUAUAUGAUGAAUCUGGGCUGUUCCCAUCAGCAAUGAACCAUGUUCUUAUCAACGAAUACCAGCAUAAUCAAGGCAUAAUGCCACAUCAAGAUGGACCUGCUUAUUUUCCAGUAGUAGCCAUUCUAUCACUUGGAUCUCCUGUAGUCAUGGACUUCACUCCCCAUGCAAGAUUCAAACAGGAUUCCCAGGAUGGUAUUGAGAAAGAUUCUGAUUUUGAGAUUGGGAAAGAUGAGUGGCUUGAUGAUCACCACCCUUUCUCUGUUUUAUUGAUGCCUCGCAGUUUACUGAUAUUCAAGGACAAAGCAUACUCAGAUUACUUGCACGGUAUAAAAGAUUGCGCGAUACAUUGCUACAAUGGGGCUGUAAAUGAAACUCAAGCUUUGAAAUACAAGGAAUCAGAUGGAGAUUUAUUUAACUUGGAGGAUGCAUUGGAUACAACAGGAAAGGAAGAGUACAAGAAUAUAUCAAGAACAUCCAGUAGAGUUUCAUUGACUUGUCGAUUGGUUCCCAAAGUUCACAAAAAUUUGUUUAGGUUAUGACUUUGUAUAUUUCAUUGAAAAUGAUACUUUGACACAAAUUUUUUUUAUUCAUUUGAAAUUACCCUUU
Vigna umbellata (rice bean) is the source of this 1086-nucleotide messenger RNA. RefSeq names its product oxidoreductase. Lineage: Eukaryota; Viridiplantae; Streptophyta; Magnoliopsida; Fabales; Fabaceae. The record is from RefSeq and is a predicted model, not a curated record. Gene Ontology annotation, cellular component: nucleus.